Molecule: messenger RNA, 1041 nt
Organism: Nannizzia gypsea CBS 118893
Lineage: Eukaryota; Fungi; Ascomycota; Eurotiomycetes; Onygenales; Arthrodermataceae
Exons: 1
Coding region: 1-1041 (346 amino acids)
Molecular function (GO): metallopeptidase activity
Source: RefSeq, a predicted model, not a curated record
AUGAUUAUCAAAGCUACCUUGCUACUCCUAUGCUACAUUUUCGCCUCAAUAUCAAAUGCCGGGAACCAUUUAUGGGAGAACGCUCGGCAUAGUAUAGGAGCCAAUAAUGCGAGUCAGUCUCUUCCUAAACGCUGGGCAACUAUUAAUCCAGCAUUGGGCACCUUUAAUCUGUGGCCAGAUAAAACAGUUACCUUCGGCUUCGCAGACAAGAGGUCAAAAGAAGCCCUUGGGCCGUGGAUUGUUGCAGCAAUGGAGAUAUGGUACGCUGCAGGGCUUCCCAGGGAUUUCAAAAUGAUUGAAGUUUCAAAGAAAGAAAUGAAAAAGAAUCGAGCCAAUACCCUAAGCAUAAAAUUCACUAGGAAACCGGCUUUAUAUGCAACACCGGGAAUACCACCAAAAGACGAAAAGAACAGAAUUAAAGGGCCAACAAUGAUUUUGAACCUGAGAAGGGAUGUUGGGAUGCUAAAUAUUGGUGCCAACAUCGCUCACGAGAUCGGGCAUGUCUUUGGGUUAAUGCAUGAACAUCAGAUCUCUGCCUUCUGGGGAACUCCCGGACAUUCCGAGCCGCUAUUUAAAUUCAACUGCGCAAAUCUGAAAGACUACAAGAAAAUGACAUAUCGUUUAGGCCAUCUAGAUCUUCAAAAGGCGUGUUCGGACCGUGCCACUGCUAUUAAACAUAGAUUCAGUGCUUCAGAAUAUCUUCCAAUUCGCUCUACCAUCAUCCGCACACCAAGGGUCCCGGCUGUACCAACUUAUGACGAUGUUGACUGGGAUUCUAUUAUGCUAUACCCUAGCGGCUCUGGGGCUUUUUCUCCUGCUGGUACUGGUCCAGAAAAUGACCUACGGAAAAGCGUCUUGUUAAAAGCCAACGGAGAGAAAAUCAAGCCGAAUCUCGCCCCAAGUGAACAGGAUAUAAACGCCUUGAUAACUCUUUAUGAAGUGACAACCAAUACUCCGCGACCAAAUCUGCUUAACAACCCGUCAAACCCGGCAUACGCUAAAUUUAAGGAGGAGUCGACCAAGAAUACAAAGUGUGACUAA